AUGGAGGCGUGCUACAGAACGGCCGUGUUUCUACUGGUCACCACCGCGGUGCUCGGUUCACCGCUGAUCAAUGAUCUUGAACCAGGAAAAUAUUGGCCAGAACGCCUCUCUGUGAAGCAACCAAAUGAACCAGAAGUAGAGUAUACAACUUUUGAUGAUGACUUAAUCAGUACUACUGAAGCAACUGCGAAAUUAACAGAAGACGAAGCUGAUAACGCGAUCCCAGAAAUUAUCUCUAGAGCUGCCGAGGCUGAAGCUGAAAAUAAAGUAGACUAUUCCGGAGCGCAAGUGUGGAAAGUUUCAACAGAAAAGAAUGGAGUGAGAGCGGUCAUUGGCCUUUUGCGACGAAGGAAUUUAAUCGCGACAUGGGCAGGCAAUCAAUCCUAUGUAGAUGUACUGGUGAAGCCGCAAGCUGUAGAGAAUGUCACAAGGGUCUUUAAACGGGAAAACAUUGACUUCAACAUUAUCAUCGAUGAUUUACAAAAGAGAAUCAAUGAAGAAAAUCCUCCGCUGGAUGACCUUGAAGUCGAACUGCAGGACAGACGAGGUCAUCGCAUGACGUGGAAGCAAUAUCAUAGAAUAGAAGACAUAUAUGGUUUCUUGGACUAUUUGGCCAAGACCUAUCCAGCUAUUAUAAGCGUUAGGUCUAUCGGAAAAUCUUAUGAAGGACGAGAUCUGAAGGUGCUACGUAUAUCCAACGGACAACCGUCUAACCGAGCAGUAUUCAUAGACGGUGGCAUACAUGCGCGGGAGUGGAUAAGUCCAGCCACUGUCACCUACUUCAUUAAUAGAUUCGCUGAAAACUUCCAAGACGAAGAUGACGAUAUUAAAAAUAUAGACUGGUAUUUCUUGCCCGUGGUAAACCCGGAUGGUUAUGAAUACACCCAUACUGCUGAUCGACUUUGGCGGAAAAAUAGGAAACCAGCGAUCGCCAGACAGUGUUAUGGAACCGAUCUAAACCGCAAUUUUGGAUACCGUUGGGGAGGCAAAGGCUCUUCAUCAAACCCUUGCAGUGACAUUUUCAGGGGAAGUAGAAUGUUUUCAGAACCAGAAUCUAAAGCUGUAUCAGAAUUCAUCAAAAAUGCAGCUGCUAACUUUACUGCUUAUCUGACAUACCACAGUUAUGGGCAAUACAUUUUGUACCCAUGGGGUUAUGAUAAUGCAGUACCUCCAGAUCACAAAAGUUUAGAUGACGUUGGAAAGGCAAUGGCUACUGCUAUUCAACAAACUGGAGGAUCACAAUAUACUGUGGGAUCAUCAAGUGGGGUAUUAUAUCCAGCUGCUGGUGGCUCCGAUGACUGGGCAAAGGGACAAGGAAUCAAGUAUUCAUUCACCAUUGAACUAAGUGAUACUGGUCGGUAUGGGUUCAUCCUACCAACAUCAUUUAUAGAACCUGUUGCUAAGGAGUCACUGGCUGGUCUUAGAGUAUUAGCUAGCUAUGUCAAUAAAUAUUAA
Leptosia nina is the source of this 1455-nucleotide messenger RNA. The record is from the annotation of a GenBank genome assembly. NCBI's taxonomy places the organism in Eukaryota, Metazoa, Arthropoda, Insecta, Lepidoptera, Pieridae.